This is a messenger RNA of Trypanosoma rangeli, 1614 nucleotides long. RefSeq lists its product as uncharacterized. The transcript has a single exon. The record is from RefSeq and is a predicted model, not a curated record. Bases 1 to 1614 code for a protein of 537 amino acids. Gene Ontology annotation, molecular function: protein binding. NCBI's taxonomy places the organism in Eukaryota, Euglenozoa, Kinetoplastea, Trypanosomatida, Trypanosomatidae.
AUGACGGAUUUCCUGAUGGACCCGACGGAGUUCCAGAGGGUCAUUGAUGUCAUCAUGAAGGAAAGGUAUGCCCAUGAGCAGUGCGUCGCAGACAAGGACUUGAGCCGACAUCGCCAGAGAAUGGAACGUAGUCGCUCGACAUCACAGACGUCAGAAAAGCGCAUGUCUUUAAGCAAUGCUAGCCUUGGCAGCCGUGCUGCAAAUUUGGGAAACUGUGGCGUAAAGUUGGGCGGUCGGCCACCGUGCAUCCUGGCAGGCGGAAGAGCUCCCGACGCUGCUGUGGAGGCCACCCCACGAAGCGGAUCCAACAAUAGCCGUGGCUUGUCCGACGCUCCUUUCCAGUACGGCAGUCUCAUCCGUGACUCCGACAAGGAAAAUAUGAAGGCCCUUACGGAGUGUGUACCGGAGUCCGCUGAAGCCCGACUGUUGUCUAAAGAUUGUCUCCCGAACACGGAAUCAGCUCCAGAAAAAAUAAACGUGUUUUCUAAGGAGGGGGAGGAGGAGCAGCAGGAAGGAAAGGUGGAUCCGGAGCCCCUCGUUGAGCUGUCUCAGAAACGGCGCAACAUCAUUCAAAGUCCUUCACCUGAUAACGAUAAUUCCCUUCCAGUAACAACGGGUGUUGAAAUGCAAGAACCACAAUCACUGCAUUUUUUUUCUCCUUUAUUGACAGAAAAUUCGCGAUAUGCAAUGCUUGAAGGCAAAUUGCAAGACAUGCAAAGCACUGUUGACAGACUCACACGUGAUGUUAUGCUUCUUGCGGUCAAUCAAACAAGCAGCGUAAGUAUGGUUCAAGAAGAGGAUUCCGCAGCGAAACGUCUUGAAAGUUUGAAGGAGUGUGGCAGUUUUACAGAGGAAAAUUUUCUUACUGUUGUUAUUGCGCUAGCCAAACGGGUCCGCCGUUUGGAGGUGGAUUUGGAAGCAUCCAUGGAACAAGUACGAGUGUUGGAGGCCGCCGCCAUUGAGCGGGAUAUGCAGUUAAACCGUACCAAAGUUGGACGUGAUGAAAUGGACACUCUUGUUAAGGCGUUGUCCAACACGUGCGUGGAUUAUCCAAAUGAACUCAAAAAUUUGUAUCGAAUGUGGGGAUUGGACCCAAAGGAUGUGCAACAAUCCCUUGAAGCAUCGAAUUCGACUUCUUGUACAGAUCUUCUUUUGUGUACACCACCGUUUACUCGUGUUUUAUAUCUACUAGUGGAGCGUAACGCUGAGAUACUGAGCACGCUUAAUGAUCAACAGGCCGGAAGGCUUGAAGCAGAAAGCCAUGCCCAUUAUGAGUCUACCUUGUUUCAUAAUCAUCGCGAUAGUGACUUUUUAAAGGCAGUACAAAAACAUCCCGUCCCUCUUCAUGAACAGUUGUUGGGGAUAUACUUGACGGAUGAAGAGGGCUUGGACGGGGUGCGGGUGAUAUCUGUCUCUGCGGCAUCCCCGGCAGCGCAGGCUUUGAAGUAUGGGGACGUGAUUGCUCAGAUCAAUUAUGUCACAGUACAUUCUGUGGCCGAUGUGUCGUAUGUACUUUCUCGCGCACGACCUACCGCUCCCGUUGCGUUGUCAAUUGUGAUGCAAAAAAAGCCUUAUGCGAGGACGGUUGAGGUGCUGCCUCUGGAACUUUUUUGA